Messenger RNA from Sorghum bicolor (sorghum), 1282 nucleotides. Its product is annotated as protein N-terminal glutamine amidohydrolase. Gene Ontology annotation, cellular component: nucleus; cytosol. The record is from RefSeq and is a predicted model, not a curated record. The transcript is spliced from 7 exons. Lineage: Eukaryota; Viridiplantae; Streptophyta; Magnoliopsida; Poales; Poaceae. Gene Ontology annotation, molecular function: protein-N-terminal asparagine amidohydrolase activity; protein-N-terminal glutamine amidohydrolase activity. Bases 73 to 843 code for a protein of 256 amino acids.
CGAGCUCUGCACUCCGCACAGGUCCACGCUUUGCACUAGCCAUUCCCUGUCGCCGACCUCACCUGCCUCUCCAUGGACGGCGGACGAGCCGCAGCCGUCGGCGGCGACCCCUCUCCCAUCGCUGCUCCUACCAAUCCCUCGGCGCUGAGCAGCAGGCCCGUCGAUGUCUCCUCGUUUACCCACACCCCGUGCUACUGUCUCAGCAUCUACGUUGCGACGUCGCUACAACUGCAGGGUGAAGAAAAUGUUUACAUGUUAUGUAAGGAGCUUAUCAGAACCGGAGUGGCUGACCCUGCAGGCACUGAUCUUUAUGUUGUUUUCAUAUCAAAUGAGGAAAAGAAGGUUCCUCUCUGGCAUCAGAAAGCAGGCCAUUCUGACAACGGAUUUAUUUGCUGGGAUUAUCAUGUGAUCUGCAUCCAGUCUAGGCGAAGCAAAGGAGAAGUUCUUGAUUUUGUUUGGGAUCUGGACUCCGAUCUUCCUUUUCCUUCCCCAUUCAUCCAAUAUGUUUCUGAUGCGAUUCAACCACUAUCAUUCAGCAAUUCCAGAUAUGCAAGACUCUUCCGUGUGAUUCAUGCUCCUGUGUUUCUUCGAUCAUUUGCCUCAGAUAGAAGCCAUAUGAAGGAUCCUGAGGGGAACUGGAUUCAGUUACCCCCAAAAUAUGAACCAGUUGUGGCUGAAGAUGGAACCACCAAUAACCUCAAUGAGUACAUCAUGAUGUCUGUGGAGGAUGUGGCAGACGUAGAAAGUAUGGCUAAUGAUGUUUACUACAACAAGCAUGGUGUGGUGCUAAAUGAAACGAUUUUGCCUAAAUUCUUUGCUCAGCUGCCUGGUCCAGAUACUUAGCCAGCGCUCUUCCUGUUUCUCAAAGCAGCAUCAGGAUUUUCUAUUGUGGAGGGUUACUCUGUACACUUCCGUUGUGCACUCCCAAGAUUACGAAUUAAAAUAUAUGGGCGCGAUUGUGCACAUGGUGUCUCUAAGUAGUGUUUCAGAGAGGUCCUGGUCAGUUUUAGAAUGCAGAAUGUGGGAAUCUCGUAGUUCCAUCAGCCUAGACAUCUGAAAGCUUCAUCUUAUCCCAAAUACGGCAUAGAUAGAUGAUGAUCGUGCUCGCCUAAUAAUGAUGACUAGGCCAAAUUUAACGGCUUCUUUCUUUGGUUGUCUGUCGAAACUUGUGAACAUGAUACUUCUAUGUGCUCGUUGUUACCCUACAAGUAAAUAUGUAACCCAUAAACUUAAAGGUUAUCGCACCUUUUUGCCCUUAUAGUUUAACAAAAACUCCAUCGUA